CAUCCCCAUCCCCAUCCCUCUCUCGAAGCUUCAGUUCGUGUACCGGACAGACAACGUUAAUCGACAUCAUUAUAAAUACAUUCAAUAAUCGGGCAGAACUGGCGAAGAUGAAGCAGAGGAGCCCCGUUUCCAUGGAGAACUUGCUGGGACUUCUGAGAAUUCGCGUGCUCCGGGGAGUCAACCUGGCCGUUCGUGAUGUCCGGAGUAGCGAUCCGUACGUUAUUGUUCGCAUGGGCAAACAGAAGCUAAAGACCAGUGUGGUGAAGAAGAAUGUCAAUCCAGAGUGGAACGAAGAUUUGACGUUGUCUAUUUCAGACCCAAAUCUUCCUGUCAAGCUGCAAGUGUAUGACAAGGAUCUAUUCAGUUGUGAUGACAAAAUGGGGGACGCAGAAUUCGACAUCGCGACAUAUGUAGAAGCCGCACGGAUGCACUUCCAAGAUGUCCCCAGUGGGACCAUAAUCACCAAGAUCAAACCGAGCAGGGAGAAUUGUCUGGCCGAGGAAAGCAACAUUGUCUGGGAAAAUGACAAGGUUGUCCAGAACAUGGUUUUGAGGUUGCGGAACGUUGAGUGCGGGGAAUUGGAGCUCCAGUUGCAGUGGAUCAACAUUCCAUCGCGGGUCAAGAACCCGUACGGCCGUUCUCUAGUGCAGGUACAAGAUGAUGUACAGAAUGGCUCAUGGCAUUAGCUUAAUAAUGUAACUUUAAGUCU
This is a messenger RNA of Cuscuta campestris, 709 nucleotides long. The record is from the annotation of a GenBank genome assembly. Lineage: Eukaryota; Viridiplantae; Streptophyta; Magnoliopsida; Solanales; Convolvulaceae.